Molecule: messenger RNA, 1938 nt
Organism: Carlito syrichta (Philippine tarsier)
Lineage: Eukaryota; Metazoa; Chordata; Mammalia; Primates; Tarsiidae
Gene: RASSF1
Product: Ras association domain family member 1
Exons: 6
Coding region: 116-1150 (344 amino acids)
Biological process (GO): Ras protein signal transduction
Cellular component (GO): nucleus; microtubule cytoskeleton
Source: RefSeq, a predicted model, not a curated record
CGCCGCCCUAGCUUGGAUCCUGGGGGCGGUGCUAAAGUCGUGACCCGCCCUGCAACCCCGCCCGCUCCGCGCUGGCUAGCUCCCAGAGCCAGCCAAGCACGGGUUCGACUGGACCAUGUCCACGGAGCCUGAGCUUAUUGAGUUGCGGGAGCUGGCACCUGCGGGACGAGCCGGCCCGGGCCGCACCCGGCUGGAGCGUGCCAACGCACUGCGCAUCGCGCGGGGCACCACGCGCAAUCCCGCACGGCAGCUGGUCCCAGGCCGCGGUCACCGCUUCCAACCCGCGGGGCACGCCACGCACACGUGGUGCGACCUCUGCGGCGACUUCAUCUGGGGCGUCGUGCGCAAGGGCCUGCAGUGCGCGCACCUCUCUGCAGACUGCAAGUUCACUUGCCACUACCGUUGCCGCGCGCUCGUCUGCCUGGACUGCUGCGGACCCCGGGACCUGGGCUGGGAGCCCGCGCUAGAGCGGGACACCAAUGUGGAUGAGCCUGUGGAGUGGGAGAAACCUGACCUAUCUCAGGCUGAGAUUGAGCAGAAGAUCAAGGAGUACAAUGGCCAGAUCAACAGCAACCUCUUCAUGAGCUUGAACAAGGAUGGUUCCUACACAGGCUUCAUCAAAGUUCAGCUGAAGUUGGUCCGCCCUGUCUCCGUGCCCUCCAACAAGAAGCCACCAACCUUGCAGGAUGCCCGGCGGGGCCCAGGGAGGGGCACAUCUGUGAAGCGCCGCACCUCCUUUUAUCUGCCCAAGGAUGCUGUCAAACACCUACAUGUGCUGUCACGCACUCGGGCACAUGAGGUCAUCGAGGCCUUGCUGCGGAAGUUCUUAGUAGUGGAUGACCCCCGCAAAUUUGCACUUUUUGAACGGGCUGAGCGUCAUGGCCAAGUGUAUUUGAGGAAGCUGUCGGAUGACGAGCAGCCCCUACGACUGCGGCUCCUUGCAGGGCCCAGUGAGAAGACCCUGAGCUUUGUCCUGAAGGAAAAUGACUCUGGGGAGGUGAACUGGGAUGCCUUCAGCAUGCCUGAACUACACAACUUCCUGCGCAUCCUGCAGCGGGAGGAGGAGGAGCACCUCCGCCAGAUCUUGCAGAAGUACUCCUAUUGCCGACAGAAGAUCCAAGAGGCCCUGCAUGCCUGCCCCCUGGGGUGACCGUUUGUAUCCCUUGAUGGAAGGAGGAGAGUAGGCAGCGCCAAAAGCGUGUGAGUGUGACAGGGCCCAUGGCCUGAGGAAUGAGUGUGUAUGGAUGCCCUCCCCUGCUGGGGGAAUGCCCAGGGAACAUCAAAAGAGCUGGUCCCCUGUGUCCACCAGUGGGUGUAGCAGGGUAUGGCUCUUCACCCCUCUGUCCCUCAUGUACUGGGUCAUGGUGAGCCAGGGUUGCCCUGGGAAGCUGCUCCAGGCUUGCAGCAGGGGUGGAGCAAACAGAAGUCUCCUUAAUUUAUGUCUCAGAUGUGAGAAGCUUGGAGACUACAAACAGAACAGGGUCAUGUUUGUGGGGGUGAGGGCCCUCACCUAUGGGGAAAGGUGUUUUGGAUUGGAUGGGGUCUCAGGAUAUCCCCAUCAGAGUCAAGGGUAGAUGCUCAGAAUAAGGCAGGCAUUAAGGAAAAGUCUGGUUUUCCCUCUGAGUGCCCUCUGGUUCCUCACAUACCCUGAGGUGAGGGAGUGCUGGCUCACAGUACAGCAACAGUACCUCAGUGCCUCCUCCAAGGAGAAUAUCCUGGGCCAGGGUCUAUGUGGAUGUUAGCACUGACCCAUGUCCAUACCUUGUUUGCAAAUCAAAGCCAGGGUCUCUCCCUCAGGUAUUUUUCUUGAAGUGUGCGAAUGUAUGUAAUGUGUUGUGGCCUCAGCUGAAUGCCUCCUAUGGAAAAGGGUGAGGGUGACAGUCAUCAGAGUCUGGGGCCUGAGAGAAUUGGCUGAAUAAAGAUUUAAGUAUCCUCCUG